This is a messenger RNA of Mustela erminea (ermine), 6526 nucleotides long. RefSeq names its product polycystin 1 like 3, transient receptor potential channel interacting (gene PKD1L3). Gene Ontology annotation, biological process: detection of mechanical stimulus. The record is from RefSeq and is a predicted model, not a curated record. Gene Ontology annotation, molecular function: calcium channel activity. Lineage: Eukaryota; Metazoa; Chordata; Mammalia; Carnivora; Mustelidae. Gene Ontology annotation, cellular component: membrane.
CCCUUUUAAAUACUUGACAUUUGCCAUGCAUUUACUCACGUUGACUCCUGCUGAGAUGACCAGUCCCUCUAUCUCAAGAUGGUCAAGUGCUGGGGAAAAUUUCUUCCUCAUCUGAGUCUUCAUAGAUAUAUGCUGUCCAGUGGCACUCUCUUUAUUAACUACAAUUGUUAGGUCUUUCCCCCCCCCCCCCAACUAGAUGGUAAAUGUUUUAAAAGAAAGGAACAUACCAUAUUUAUCUUUAGUUCCAUUACCGCAUUAUUUUUCAAACUGAGGGAGGAGUGUAUUCUUGGCAUAGACACUUGAGAGAAUAUUGGAUACUGGUGUCUUUCUGUAAUGAUUUUUAAAAAUAAUAUAAGUAUCAUUUGGGCCAUUUGGACAACCACCUGAGCCCUGAAACCUACCAAGCUAUUUCAGUGCCCACAUUUUAUUGUAUUCAUUCUUAUAUUUUGGUACCAAGAAAGAAAACUGGCUGAAAUAAACGAUGGAUGGCUUGCAGGUGAAGGACAAAUGACAUGCUGUAUGAACAAAGGUUUUUCAGCAAGUUAAAGAAAAGUGGUGAGAGAAUGGAUUUGUGCUACAGCAUGAGAGAGCGUGCCUGCCAAAUCAGAACAACCUGUGUGGUCAUAGCUUGUUUCUCUGUCUGAUAUCUAUUUAGUGGUCAAAACAUGUUUCUCUGUCUGAUAGGUAUUUAGUGCAGCCCCUUUUCAUUUCAUUGGUUUUCAGUUCUGUUUGUAUUUAAUUUGUAUUCUUCCAUCAGAUAUUUAUUUUUUGGUUUUUAUGAUUGUGUAAGAGCUUUAGCAUAUAGGUUAUGCCUAGUUUUAUGUUUGAAUGUAUUUAAAAAGCAGAAUACAAUAAUUUAAAUUUGUCCUGGGGUUCUGUAAGAAUGGUUUCCUUUAAAACACACACACACUACAUUUCUUAAUUUUUAGCAACAUUGACUUAGCUAUUCCAUAUCUUCUAUUCCUUUACAGCCUAGGCUUAGCAAAGAGCUAUUGUAAAGCUAAAAGCACAGUUGGCUGUGUAGACACAGGUGCGGGUACUUUAUAAAUGCCCAUUGCUUUAUUGAUCUUUGCUGUUUGUUUUCAGCUGGUAGGGACUCCACCUGGGUUCUUAAAAACAGAAAAACAAAAAGACUUUUAUCUCCUUCACAAAUUAUUCCCUCUUCCUAAAACAAUGAUACUAAUAAAUAUGACAAACCCACCAAAGAUAUAUUUAAAGGACCAGGAAGCUGCUGAGCGCCUACACUGUUCUUGCUCACAAUUCACAGAGAAAAUGUUCUUCAGGGGAGGAAUCUGGUUUUGGUUAUGUAUCAGAACAGGUGUCAUUCUAGGAAAUGAGCUAAAUAUCCCAGAGCAACACGGUAAAAAUCAUUGUUAUCAACUUAACAGGUUUCACUGCAGCUACGAGGAAGCAGAAAAUCACUGUCGUGUGGGGGGACACCUUGCUUACACUUGGAACCUGGAAGUCCAGAAUCUUCUCUGGGACUCUCUAGAGGAAGGGAGUAAGUGGUGGAUUGGGCAAAAUCUAAAGCACCUGGGAAAACAUCAAGAAAAAAACAAUCCAGGUAUGGUGGAUCCCCGGCCCCUGGAGCCGCCCAGCUGCACUUACAUGUUCAGAAACUCCAACUGGAUCUCAUCAAAAGUGGACUUGUGCCCCCUGGAACAUUCUUUCAUUUGCCAGGCUGAUGCCUUUCCAGACCGAGAUGAAAGACAUGGAGUGAAUUCUCAUUUACACGGGAGACCCGAGAAGACAAGAGGAGAAGUCCCAAUAAUGAGAAGCAACAGGACCGCAGCUACUUCUCCUGCAGCCGCCUGUCACCACCCCGCUCGUGCUAAUCUUGUAAGUAUGUCCCCGGACAGCACACAUCUGGGAUUUGUCACCUCUGCCCUUCCUGGUGGGUCCCGCCAGAAUGCCACUCUGGCUCACCAAGGGCCCCAGUCCAAGAUCCUGUGUCUUCCCAUCAGCCCAUUUCCUUCAACACUCCCCACAGUCACACGGCGGGUCAUGGCAGUGACCUCAGCGCCUACCGGGGCCAGCCUCUCCCUGACACGCCGGCGCUCCAGACUGGAGCUUGAAACACAGUCCGGGCAAGCUGUGGUCGAGGUGACCUCAAGCCGCAGAGGGGACUCCCAGGCAGAGGUGUUCACCCCUAACCUACAGACGUCACUUCAGGACACAUCUGAUCAAGUCAUAAACAAGAAAGCAGGGAAAAUGAGCAAAGUGAUUUAUGGUCUGCAAACUCACAGCAAAGUACAGACAGCUUGUGAGAUGCUCCGGAAACUGACAGCCUUUCUCCCAGGAAUUUCUAAGUCAGCUCAGGUCAGUGUCCUCGGUCCACUUGGUGACCCGAAUGGGCAGUUACCAGGGAGCGCAUAUGACAGCAACAGCAGUCUGCGCUUCGAAAACCCCGUGACUGUCUGCCUCAUUCACUCCCUCGACGAUGUCGUGGAAGCUGGUGAAGCCAGUCUGCAAAGAUCCAAGAAUGACACUGAGCAGGUAGAAAAUAUGCUGGAAAUGGCCUUGCUGGCCCUUGGAAAGAUCCAAGAAGUAUUUCUACAGCAGAACCGGGUUUCUGAGUCUUUAGUGACUAUGACCUCUUCCAUUGCUACUCUGAUGCUGAGCAAGCAAAACAUGUCAAAAUGGCCUCUGAGCUCCUACAGUCUCUGGUCCCCAGCACCUGUGAGGUUAGUCUUUCCAUCAGCCUCAGCUUUGCAAGAGCUCCUGAACAGACACCCGGGAGUCAAUGUCCAAGUGAUAAGAGGACUAGCUUUCAAUCCCUUCAGGGAUUUUGAUGACAAGAACAUUGUUGGAAGCAUCGGGAGUGUGUUGCUAAGCUCUAAUCAUAAAUUGUUCCAAGUUGAUGACUUAAUGGAAGAUAUCGAGAUCAUGCUGUGGAGAAAUGUUAGCAUGGAAAUCCAUUGCACCAGCCUCAGUGUGAGCUCAGAUCAUUUUAUUAUUGUAGUGAACAUCACUUUCCUGGAGAAAUCCCUGAUCGUAUGCAUAGAACCUGGAAGUCGCCUUUUAAUGACACUUUACCUGGGGUUCCAGUAACAGCCGAACCACACCCACUUUGACCUUAACGUCUCCCUUCCAAAGACUCAGGUGUGGCAAAAAGCUGAGGAAUCUACACGGGUGCUGAGCCCAGAGAGCCUGUGGCACGGGACCGGCCCCUACCACGUGAUGGCCCCAUGGAAUGACAGCAGGGAGAGCGCCCCGCAGACACCCGCCCAGCUCUCGGUGGUGACGGCCGUCACGCGGGGUUAUUUCUGGGACGGCCACAACAGCAUGUGGAAGAGCCGUGGAUGCCACGUAAGAAGCCACGCCACUUGCUCUUUCUCUACCGCCUGCGCUGGCAUGAAAUGCAGAGCAACUCUUACCUUGCUUGGGGGGGAGGGAGCCUAUUGCACAAAGACUGUGGUGCAAGGUUCUGGAAAUCAUGAGGCUGUUUGUAAAAGAGCUGAGAGGGGUCAUUCACGUGGGAACAGAGGGAAAGAGGAUGCUCUGGAAGGCACUGACACCAUUCAUGGCCUCAGCAGAGAUUUCUGGAAGAUCUGGAGCAAAGCCUUUCUAGCAAAUCCUCUACCUGGGAGCCUGCUCAAUGGCAGAUUCUGUUGUAGUCAAGGAGGGUGGGACCUGAGCUUCUGCCUUUCGAACAGGUUCCGAGGUGAUGUCAGUGCUCCAAGUUGCGGAGACGGCACUUUGAUGCCAACUCACAUCUGUCCUGUUCUCAUUUAUCUUCUUAGACCCCUGUUCUCGUCCCUCAUUGUAGAGAAGCUCACCCAGGACCAUCUGUGGCUCUCGGUCUUAACUUGACAUCCCUGGAACCGGUUUACGAGAGUCCAGAGACUCACUUGCUGCCUGACAUCGCUGCUGUGCAACAUGGUGGUCAAUGUUGUGUUCUGGAGGAGAGGCAGCAGCACGGCUGAGAGAGACAAGCCAGAUAAUGUCCAUGAGGAGGUCCUGUCUGUGGAUAAUCAUGGCGGACUUGCCAAACCGAUGCCUAGAGCUGGGAGGGCAACGACUGAGACGACUUCAGCUCUCAAGGAUGAAGGCUGCUGUCGUGUUCUUCUUCCAGUGGGUCCGUUUCCUGUGACCUGGUCCCAGCUGCUCACCAGCGUCCAAACUGCUGUCCUCCUCUUCCCCGUCAGUCUUGUAAUUGUGAUCCAGCCACACGAACCCCUGCCUCCCUUUCCUCCCAGCCAAGCCUCCUGCCUCCCAGAGGCUCCUUUUGAGCCUCUGUCUCACAGAGACUGACUUUUCUCAUCUUGGCUCCACAUUCAGGAAUUGAAGGAAACGGUGGGAUUCCUGCUCAGGAGAAACACCUACCUCCUCUCAGAGUGGGACCAAUCUUUAUGGGCGUCUCACAGCAUUAACAAGAUGGCGCAGCUUUUAGCCAGCCUCGUCUUUUCUCACUUGGAAGGUCACAGCUCUCCUCAGCAGGCAGGACCCCAUCCGGCAAAUGCGGUUCCUGAAAGCCACCAUCAUCUGUCCCGUUACCUGCUCGGAGUUCUGCAGCGGCUGCAGUCGCAUUUACGCGCCCCGGAUCCCACCCAGGCCGACCGGCCUCGUGACGUCCUUGAUGCCACUGCGAUGCAAAAACUCCAGGAGCUCUUGGAAACACGUCUCCUUCCCACAGAGCAGGGCCCUCCAGGUAAGGCCACGAGUUUCCCCAUCCUGAGCCCAGAAGAGAGGAAGCCCGUGGCUCAUGGCCUGUGCCGAGGGUUGACUUACCUCUGCUGGCUCUUCCUGGGCGUCACUAGCCUGGCUGCAGCCUUUUUUACUGCACUUUAUAGCUUGGAACUGACCAGAGAGCAGGCCACCAGCUGGGUUGUGUCAGUGAUGUUAUCCGUGCUUCACAACCUCGUCAUCAGCCAGCCAGUCCAGAGAUCACAAGUAGGCAGAGAGGCAGGCAGAUUUCUAUCGUACUUCAAGUCGCAGACCCGCUCCAGCGCUUACAGGGGACUUCCCAGAGCCGCCCCUGGCUACAUCCGGGUCCGCUCCCACCCCGGACCCUCCUCCGCUCCCCGUCAGCCGCGCAGGCUUCGGUGCCUUCCCACAUUUAUUGCUGAUGGGAACUCCUUGCUUCUGGGCAAUGUUCUGCUUCGUCAGAUUCGCAUUCCUAGCGCCGUACUCCUUCCAACUGGAGUGUCUCCCCGAGAACAAGCGAAGCCAUCUCCCCAAGAUCAGGAGGAUACAGAGAACUAUGGAGUAAACUGGGGCCCCCCUGAUACAAACGUCACAAAAUCAGACAGCAUUUGGCAUUAUCAGAAUCCAGAGAUAGCGGGUGGCUAUCCUGUCCAAGGGGAAUUUUCCACUUACUCAGGAGGAGGGUAUGUUGUGAGACUUGGAAGAAGCUCCCGUACUGCCAUCAGUUGGAAACGCCAGGCCAUUUUUCUCCUUCGCGGGAUUGAAUGGAGAAAGAAGCUGGCCCUGUUGUUCUAUUUUCCCGGAGUUCCGCAGCAUCUUGGACAGAGCCACUGGCUUGAGCAUUGCACCAAAAGCCUCUCUGUGGAAUCUGUGGUCUUCAGUGCUAACGUGAACCUGUUCUGGGUAGUGACCCUGAUUUUGGAGUCCAACAAUGCAGGUGCGUUCUCCCCCUCACUGAGGCUGGACACUUUAACUUCCCUUCAGGCAUCAAAGAAGGACUUUGCCUGGUCUCUCAUCUUGCAAGUCAUCUAUUACCUACUAGUCUGUUACUCUGCCUUUGUACAGGGUCAUCGGCUGAAACAACAGAGGUGGAGGUUCUUCUCUAGGAAAAGAAACAUUCUGGACGUGAGCAUAAUCCUCAUUAGCUUUGUCCUCCUGGGUCUGGACAGGAAGCGUACUUCUCUGCAUAAGAAAAACAUGGCGCAAUACGGCUAUGAGCGGGACAGGUUCAUCAGCUUCUACGAGGCAGUGCAAGUAAACUCAGCCAUCGUUCACCUCAUGGGCUUCCUGGUUCUAUUGGCAACUGUUCAGCUUUGGAACCUGCUGUACCAUAACCUCAGGCUGCAGGUCAUCGGUAGAACUGGCAAAGCCUGGGACGAGGUGGUGGGCUUCUUGCUGGUCAUCCUGAUCCUGCUCACAGGCUAUGCCACUGCUUUUAACCUGCUGUUUGGAUAGAGCAUCACUGACUACCGAACUUCCUUCAGCUCAGCAGUGACUGUUGUUGGCCUUCUACUGGGAAUCGCUCAUCCGGAGGAGGUUAUUGCUUUAGACCCAGUCCUGGGAUCCUUUCUGAUUCUCACCAGUGUCUUCCUGAUGCUACUUGUGAUCAUUAACCUUUUUGUUUCAAUGAUUCUCAUGGCCUUUGGUAAAGAAAGAAAAUCCCUUAAGGAGACAACUUUGAAAGAAGAUGGACUGAUAGAGAUGGUGCUACAGAAACUCGCCAGUUUACUAGGAAUCCAGCAACACCAGAACACUGAGCAAACAGCCAUGACAGCAAUGGGCAGUAACACAGAGGCUUUAAAAGAUGGAUUACCUUGGGUGCCUGGGUGACUCAGUCAGUUAAGUGUCUGCCUUGAGCUCAAGUCAUGAUCCCAGGGUC